Quercus robur (English oak) is the source of this 2163-nucleotide messenger RNA. Its product is annotated as F-box only protein 6. The transcript is spliced from 2 exons. Gene Ontology annotation, molecular function: protein binding. Bases 221 to 1696 code for a protein of 491 amino acids. Lineage: Eukaryota; Viridiplantae; Streptophyta; Magnoliopsida; Fagales; Fagaceae. The record is from RefSeq and is a predicted model, not a curated record.
UACAAAGUUACUUACUACUAUCACUCACCAAAAAAAAACACACUUAUCGACUGGGGUUUGUUCUGACGUGGCAAAAAGAGAGUGGGUGAAGUCCGAGACCGAGAGAAAGAGAGAGAGAGAGAGAGAGAGAAAGAGUGUUUGCCUUUUCUUUUCUUAUAAUUUAUAACAGUGAAGAAGAAGAAGAAGAAGAAGGUGAGAGAAUCGGGGUGGGGGUUGUGGCAUGGAAGGGCUGGCCAUGCUGAGGCAGCUCAUCGGUCAGCUUCAGGAGCUCUUGGAACUCUACGGCUCUCAUCCUUCUUCACUUGUUCUUCCUUCUCCUUCACUUUCUCCUCUUCCUCAUCCACUUCAUCUUCUUCAACCUCUGCCUCCUCCUCCUCCUCCUCCUCCUCCUCUUCUCUCUCAAUUUCACUCUCACCAUCAACGCCAACAACAACAACGACAACACCACAGUUGGUGCGUCCUCAAUGUUGAUGAUGGUUCUGCAGAUGAUUACUACAGUCUUAUAAUGGCGGCUGGAAAAUCUGGAAAUUUCAAGAUGUUGGAACCUUGCAAGCCUCCACAUGCUAAGAAGCCUAGGAAGGAGAGGACCCGGGGCAAAUUAUCUGGGACUACCAAUACAGCUGAGAUUAUGGAACAACAAAUUUGGAAAGAUUUUCCAGAAGACCUUUUUGAAGCUGUUAUUGCAAGACUUCCCAUUGCUACUUUUUUCCGCUUUCGCUCAGUUUGCCGGAAAUGGAAUUCCUUGCUGGACUCUCAAAGUUUUUCUCAACAUUGUGCCCAAGUCCCACAAGGAAAUCCCUGGUUUUAUACCAUUACCCAUGAAAACGUAAAUUCUGGAGCUAUAUAUGACCCCUCCUCGAAGAAAUGGCACCACCCCACCAUUUCUUCUCUGCCCAAUAAAAUGAUUGUUUUGCCAGUGGCUUCAGCAGGGGGUCUAGUGUGUUUUCUUGAUAUUGGUCACAGGAACUUUUAUGUAUGCAACCCUCUGACUCAAUCAUUUAAAGAGUUGCCCGCUAGGUCAGUCAAGGUUUGGUCUCGUGUUGCAGUGGGGAUGACACUGAAUGGGAAUUCAACCUGCGGGGGCUACAAGAUCCUGUGGGUGGGGUGUGAUGGGGAGUUUGAAGUUUAUGACUCGUUGAAGAACUCCUGGACCCGUCCAGGACACAUGCCCUCGAGUAUUAAGCUGCCACUAUCCCUGAACUUUCGGUCACAGGCUGUUUCCAUUGAUGGCACGCUUUACUUCAUGCGUUCAGAUCCUGAAGGAAUUGUGUCCUAUGAUAUGGUUAAUGGGGUUUGGAAGCAGUAUAUAAUUCCCGCCCCACUACAUCUGACUGACCACACACUCGCAGAGUGUGGAGGCCGGAUCAUGCUUGUGGGGUUACUGACAAAGAAUGCAGCCACAUGUGUUUGCAUAUGGGAGCUGCAGAAGAUGACACUCUUGUGGAAGGAGGUUGACAGAAUGCCAAACAUAUGGUGCUUGGAGUUUUAUGGAAAGCACGUUAGGAUGACUUGCUUGGGUAACAGAGGCUUGCUCAUGCUGUCCUUGAGAUCGAGACAAAUGAAUCGAUUGGUUACUUAUGAUGUAUCAAACAGGGAAUGGCUGAAGGUUCCUGGAUGUGUGGUGCCACGUGGGAGGAAGCGGCAGUGGAUUGCAUGUGGCACUGCAUUUCACCCAUGCCUGACUGCUAUUGCGUGAUUUGGCUUUUCUCUGUAAUAUAUCAAACAGGGAAUGGCUGAAGGUCUGUGGGUGUGUGGUACAAAGUGGGGGGAAGAAGCAGCAGCUGUGGCAGCAGAUUGCGUGUGGCACUGCAUUUCACCCUUGCCUGACUUCUACCGCUUGAUUUGACUUUUCUCAGUUGCUGGAAGAAUCAGCAUGUCAGGGAUGGGAAGUUUCAUUUCAGUACUGGUCUUAUGCAUGGUUGGCUGAAAGCUCUUGCUGCAAACUGUUUUAGCCAAAUUUGCGUUGUUUUUUUAGUUAAGCAGAUGAUUAAGCAGAUGAUAUCUUGGGUUGUAUGAUUAAUCACAUUUCCCUUCUCCAUGUACAAACUAGACAAAUAACUUUGGUUUCAUGAAACAGAGUUCAGAAUGCCAAUCGGUCAGCUGGAUAUGGGGGCUAUAAUCUCUGUUUAGUUUAAAGUGAAAAUGAAACUAUUUGUUUGUUUU